This is a messenger RNA of Lutra lutra (Eurasian river otter), 6421 nucleotides long. RefSeq names its product kelch domain containing 7A (gene KLHDC7A). Gene Ontology annotation, molecular function: protein binding. The transcript has a single exon. The coding region runs from base 29 to 2416 and encodes 795 amino acids. NCBI's taxonomy places the organism in Eukaryota, Metazoa, Chordata, Mammalia, Carnivora, Mustelidae. The record is from RefSeq and is a predicted model, not a curated record.
CUCCAGCCCCAGGUCGGCUUUGGGAAGCAUGCUCCCCGGAAGAGGAGGAGCGGAGGCCCAGGACUGGCAUUUGGACAUGCAGCUGGCAGGCAAGGUGGUGCUGUCCGCCGCUGCCCUGCUCCUGCUGAUCGUGGCCUACCGACUGUACAAGUCGAGGCCCAGCCAGGCCCCACUGAGGGGCAGGAACGCCAAGGCCGAGGCCAAUGAGGAAGCCGAGGGCUCCGGGCAGCCUGCAGUCCAGAAGGCUGCUCCCAGGUCACCGCACUGGGUACUGAGACACCGGAGGGGAAGCAAGGGGACCAGAGAGGUGCCAGGCCAUGGCUGGGAGAAUCAGGGGGACUCCCAAGUCCUGGCAACAGGACCCUCUCCAGAGGACUCAGAAGCCCACGAGGCUCAGGAGCCCGAGGAGAAAGGCGCUGGUGAGGAAGGGGGUGGGCAGCGCCCGGACUCUGAGCUGGGGCCUCCUCGCUACAGUGGCCGGGAAGCCGGAACAGCUGCUGGCAGUGAGCCCGAGCUACCCCCCCACCCCCAUCUGGGCAGCGAGUCCCAAAUCUCCCGCACUGGCCUCACCACGGGGGACGGGGGCGGUGUGGGCAGUGAGCCUGCCCUGCGGCUGGAUGGUAGCCCCCCGGGGCAUCCCCUGGAGCAGGAAGCCAUCCCCACCACCUGGAUAGCCCACGUGGAAGGCCAGAGUUACACAACCAAGAACUGGGUCUUCACCCGAGCCUCAGGAGCUUGGCACCACAGGGAGGAGGCCAGGGCCCUCCAGGCCGCUGCAGACAUGGGCCUGACCGUGCGUCAGCAAGAGGGAAACACCAGCGCCUCCUACACCUACGCGUCGGUGGCCCGGGUGCGUGUGGAGGAGAAUUUUCUGCAGGAGAAGGUGGAGGGGGUCGGGCCCAGGCUGAAGGGCAAGGUGUAUGAUUACUAUGUGGAAUCCACCUCGCAGGCCACCUCCAAGGGCAGGCUGGCCUGCAAAACAGCUGCCCUGGCUGAGGCCCCACCCCUCGUGCCACUGCCAGGCCCCCCGGAAGCAGGGGCAGCUUCAGGGGGCCAUGCCGCUGACCGGGAAGGUGGAGCAGAAUCACCCGGGUCCUCCCAGCCCAGGCCGCCCUCCACGCAAGGCUUCAGCAGGAAGGACAGCCUCCUCCAGAUCCUGGAGAACCCAGAGCUCCAGCUGCAGCUCGAUGGUUUGGGGGCCCCCACUCCAUCCUACCCUGAUGGGAGAGCCCUGCCCGGCCUCCCCCUACCCCGGGCUUCUCUGGGGUCCAGCUCAGCCGGAAGCGGUGGGGAGCCCCAUGUGCAGCUGGUGGCAGGGACCAAUUUCGUCCACCUCCCGCUGGCCCCUGGGUCCACCCCCGACGUCCACCUGGAUCUGGGCAACUGCUACCAGGUACUGACCUUGGCCAAGAGGCAGAAGCUAGAGGCGCUGCAGGAGGCAGCCUACAAGGUGAUGAGUGACAACUAUCUCCAGGUCCUGCGCAGCCCAGACAUCUACGGGUGCCUGAACGGCACUGAGCGGGAGCUGAUCCUCGGUCGCCGGCUGCAGGGCCGCAAGCACCUGGUGGUGGCCGAUGUGUGCCCCCAGGAGGGCUCUGGCUGUCUCCGUUGCUAUGAUGACGAGCGGGACGUCUGGCACCCGCUGGCCUGUCUGCCCCCCGAGGCCGUGUCCCGAGGCUGUGCCCUCUGCAGUCUCUUCAAUUACCUCUUCGUGGUGUCCGGCUGCCAGGGGUCUGGGAGCCAGCCCUCCAACCGCGUCUUCUGCUACAACCCGCUGACGGCCAUCUGGAGCGAGGUGUGCCCGCUCAAUCAGCCCCGGCCACACUGCCGGCUGGUGGCCCUGGACGGCCACCUGUACGCCAUCGGGGGCGAGUGUCUAAACACGGUGGAACGCUAUGACCCCCGCCUGGACCGCUGGACCUUCGUCCCCCCGCUCCCCAACGACACCUUUGCCCUGGCACACACGGCCGCGGCAUGCGCGGGGGACAUCUUCGUCACGGGCGGCACCCUGCGCUACCUGCUGCUCCGCUUCUCUGCCCGGGAGCAGCGCUGGCAGGCCGGCGCCACGGGGGGCGGCAAGGACCGCACGGCUGAGAUGGUGGCGGUCAACGGCUUCCUCUACCGUUUUGACCUCGAUCGCAGCCUGGGCAUCAGCGUGUACCGCUGCAGUGCCAGCGCCCGCCUCUGGUACGAGUGCGCCGCGUACCGGACACCCUACCCGGAUGCCUUCCAGUGCGCCGUGGUGGGCGACCUCGUCUACUGCGUGGGCCGCCGGCGCAUGCUGUGCUUCCUGGCUGAUCACGUCUCGCCCAGGUUUGUGCCCAAGGAGCUGCGGAGCUUCCCCUCACCGCGGGGCACCCUCCUGCCCACCGUCCUGACCCUGUCCCUCCCCGAGGUGCCUCAGACCAGGGUCUAGCUACCCUCUACCAGACUGCUGCAAAACCGGGAAGCGACAAGCACCCCUACCCGGCACUCUGUGAGCCAUUUCUGGGAGUGCAGGCGGCUCAGGCAUUUGGCCAGCGAGGGGUAGAUUCUAAGCCGCCCUGCUCUGCUGGCUGGGGGGGCCCUGGGAUGCGGCUUUGCUGGCAGUGGGAUGCAGAGCUAGAAUCAGGGACCGGGCAGCCACGUGUGCAGGGACGAGUGCCGCCCUGCCUCAAAUCUGAAUUCUUGGAGGAAGGGAUGUCAGGACCCUGCCAAAGUUCAGGGGCAUAGCCUCAUCCCAACCACCAGGUCCUGUGGUUGACCCCCAAUAGCCCCUCAAACCGACCCUGCUGGACGUGGCCCAGCUCAUUAUGAGACACCAGAGUCCCUUCCUAAACACUGGCCACUGAGCCCCUACCUCCAGGGUUCCCAGAAACACCUGGGGCACACAGGGAGGUGUUUUGGGCCGUGCAGAGAGCCCUGGGGAGCCCGCAGGGGUUUGGCCAGAGGAGACAUGGUUGAAGAAGUAGAUCAGCGACAGUCAGAGCUGCCCAUGGGACUCUUGCCUCCAGAGCAAACUGACCAUUACCCGCUGCACUUUUUCUCAUUACCUAGAAUCCUAGUAUACUAGGAGGAGAAGCCUCCAAUUAGUAGCCAUUCGAAAACAUUCAUCCUGUAGUGGUCCACUAAGGACGCCAGUGGUCCCAUAUCUGAGGUCUCAGGAGGGAGAAGAGAAGAUGUGAUCUGUCAGCACCUGUCUGCCUGGGACAUUGCUUGGGCCCAUUGCUAACUGACCACUGACCAUUCCCCAGAGCUCAGAGCCUGCACAAUACAGCUGUCCAAACAACACAGCCCUCACCUCAGGGAGCAGGGACAGCCACUGCCAGGCACCCCUCCUGGACUGUUGAGAGAUUUUGGCAUAAUUUCUCCUCCCUGUGCUCGUGGUCACCUGGUCUGCCUGGUCAGGCAAGAGAGGAGGGAGGGCGCUGAGGAACUAGAAAAGUCUAAUGUCACAUCAGGACCCUGGGACCUCCUCUCACAUCAGGGUCCGUAAAUGUGGAAAGCGCAGAGACCCUCCAUCCUUAGGAAGUUGCCCAUUCCUCUUUGGAGGGGAGAGAGAGAGACCGGUCCAAUCUAUUGUGGCAGGCCCAUUCUCUCGCUGAGGAUGACACAUACACGAGGGAAGGGCAGUGAUGCUCCAGGGGCCAGCCAGAAGCCAGGGCAGCAGGAAUCCCUUCUAAAGUGACAAGCAGCCUAGAGAAAAGAGGUAGAGAUGGGGAUGCAGCAGUGCAGGCCUGACAAGUGGGGACCCGAGGAAGCUUUGGAUUUUAGUGUUCCAACGUUGAAAAUGGGAAGGAUAGUUCAUGGUCUUCUCUGCCAGAGAAAUGAGAACUCCUGGAGAAAGUCCUCCCCAAGUUCCCCUCGGGGUCUGGACGGGAGCUCGUGUUCACAGCAGCUGCUAGGGCUAAGCCAGGGUCUUCCUGGGAAAUACACGAUAGAACAAGGAAUAACAGGGAGGUUGGCAUGGAGAUGAGAACUAGGCCACUCAAAGCCACCAUCCCCAUUCUAGGGCCUGGAAGGUGAGGCUGCCUAGUCUAUUCCUAACUUGGAGUCUGGUGACCUCCCCCAUUCCCUGCCAAGGCCAUGCUCAAGCUCAGAGCCAACACUCAGACAUGAGCAUCCAAAGGACCCCCGGGGUGGAGGGGAAGUGGGGGUAACUCAGUGAUAUGACUGGGCCAUGGCACGGGCAUCAUGAUGGCAGGCUGGGAGUUGCUUGGAAGGCGAACCCCAUCUGGGAGCUAGGGGCACAUGGAGCCAGAUCCAGCCCCCAAGGGUAGGCUUCCAGUAAGGAGCCGGGCAACGACUAGACCACAACCAAGCAAGGAGACCACGGGGGAGGGCUCCAAACCCAGGGUGAACUAGGGAUCACUCCAGAAAAAUUUCAGAGCCCCAUUGCCUCGGGCAUGUUCUCAUGGCCAGGACUAGGGAAGCAGCAGUUUGUUCCCGACCCACUGCUGGUGGAGUGCGGUCUUCAUGAUGAAGGGAGAGCUGAGAUGGGAAGUAUAUGGGGCCCUUCUCAUCUACCUGUGCAGACAUCACUAAUUGAUUGCCUUAUCUUUUCCUAUUGAGCCCCAGAAGGGGGCUAACACCGGGCUCUAGGCACUUAUCCCUGAUUGACCAGAGCUGGUGCGUUUCUCAUCACCAGCCUGGGUCUCCAGAGCUAGCCUGAGGGAAGUAAGCAGUCAGGACCAUCCUGGUAGAGCAAGGUCGUUCAGGGAGCCUGCAAAGACCACCUGGGUCCAAGACAGCCAGGAUUCUUUCAGAACAUUUAGGCCGGGCACUGUUCCAGGCCCUGGGAAUGCAGCAGGUCCCUGCCCUAACAGAGCUCACGUUCUGUUGGAGGAAAACGGGCAACUUUUACAAACAAAUGCAUAAUCAAAUGAAUGGGACCCAUGCUGCAUACAUUCAAGGAAGGCAGAGGAGGCAAAGAAGUAGUAUCGUGUGAUCAGCCUCCCUGAUAAGGAGACAGUGAGCAGAGCCCUGGAUGGAAAUCCGGGAAAUGCAUGGACCAGGGCUGGUGCUCAGGGCACCAGUGGGGGCUUCGUCACCCUGGCCGGGGAGGACAGAGCUGCCUACAAGGAGCUCCACCUCGGAGUGAAGAGGUCGGGACCCCAGCCGUCCUGCUCCAGCCAUUCACGUGAGGGAGCGUUCAGGAAAGAGGUUUCUUGAACGAUGGUAAGCUACAUUCCCCGGAGAGAAGCAGAGGGCACGCAUUUAAGGGAAGAGCCCAGAUUGCACACGCCCGCCAUGCCGUGUCCCGGUGUCCGCCCGCCCAUGAUCCUCUGUGGGGUCGGAGUCUAGGACUUCCACUUGACCUUGUGGGAUAGCCUUGUCCGGCCACCUCGAGCCUUAAGCCUCAUGGCAGCCUGUGUGCGCUUGGCCUCUCCCUGGGUCACCCAUCCUGCUUGCCCCUAAAGAGUUUCCUCUUUAAGGCAAAACAAAAACCACCCUUCAGUUUGGGCUGCUUUCCACGUGGGGCCAACCACGGUUUUGUAGGAAAGAAAAUUGGUAGAUGCAGGAGUACCAAAAAACCUCCCCAGCUUCGCCCCCCAAAGACCACCCCCUCUGCAGUGCGUGCCCUUCCAGCCUGUGCCUCCUUUUCCUUGCCUUGAUUUUUGUCAACGCGUGAUUAUGCUGAAUGCACAAUUCAGCGGCUUCCUUUUUCCACUUAGCUUUUUAGAAUACGCAUUUUCCAUGUUGCUACAAACCCUCGGUAAACACCAUUUCAAUAGGUUGUGAUGUUCCAUCCAGUGACUGUACCACGGUUUAUUUAAACAAUCCCCCCUCCUGUCGGGCCUCUAGGUGUUUUUGUCCCCCUGUUGGUUUCUUUUUCCAUCAUAAAUAAACCUUCCUUUGUUUUCCUGUUCCUCUCUGUCUGGGGCCUCCAUCAAUAUUUACAAGAGAAGCCCAGUCCAGGGCUGGUCUGGAAUACAGGGUUGCUGAGGCAAGCCCAGAAGCAGCAGCAUCUGCCUCGGGCCCCACUCUGAGUGGGGGCUACGGGGCUGCUCUUGGAAAUGCCCCGCCAAGAAGGCAAGGCCGCCCGGAGGGCUGUCCCAGGCACCCUGUGGCAUUGCCGGAGCCGGAACGUAAGGUACGGGCCAGGUGUCCAGAGCCCCUUCCCAGCAUAGACCAAGCACUGGACUAGAUGCUUUCUACACAUCAUUUCACUGAGCCCCACAAUAACCCCAUUUUACAGGGAACAAAACUGAGGCUCACAAAGUUCAAGGAAACUCACCUUCAUGGCAAAGUUCAAAAGACCUUCAGGUCUCUUCAAAACACUCUGGAACCUGGCCUGCCUACUCUCGGUCCUUCCAAUCCCCUAUCAUGAAGCCCUGGGGCCAAGGACUUGGGAUCAGCCAUCCACUGGGCCACUCCCACCCCCUCCCCCACUCACAGUGAUCUCGUAUCCUUGAACUUUGAACUCAAAGACAAUAUUCCU